GUUGGUAAGAAAGUGGUAUCCAAGAAACUGAGAAACUCAGUUUAGCAUAUGAUUAAGGUUUAUUUUCAAGUUUUUUGAUGACCCUGAAUUUAUAAGGUUGUUUAUUUGAUUGCUUUUCACUUCCUUUUGCUCGUAAGGGUGUUAUAAGAUAGGUCAACUAAUUGUGUUUUUAGUUUGAAAUUGGAUUCAGCAUGCAACUUAGAAUCUCAGUUAUCUUUAGUUACAGAAUUGACAAAGAUUUCUUUUAGAAUCACAAGCUUGUAGUAUAGGGUUUUUCUGAAGCACUGCUUGUGGUAUGAAUUUUGAUCUAGUUCCUAAUGUUACAAUGGAACAAGUAAAUACGUUAUGGAGUUACGGUCCUUACGGACGGUGACUGUCGCUGCUUCUUUGAGAUUGGAAGUAUGGACUUUUACCAAUUUCUGCGGAAUGAUACACGAUUUCUUUGGUCGAAGGAAGGAUGAAAAGAAUGAUGAAAGGCAAUAUGUUUGGAAAUGGUAUCCUUAUGAUAAGUUCUUACAAUGUUUUCUUGUUACUAAGGAAAGGUAAUAUGUGAUAUGUAAUCUUUGGAGGCAAUAUGUAAUAUCUGCACUCGGCUCCUGUUGUACUUUCAUAUAUCUUGAGGGAAAGAAAAGAAUCACACACAUGAUGAGAUUUCAUUCAAAUCAUCCUUAUAAGGAUCCACUCGCAGUCUCUUGAGUGGUUUAUAAAGAGGUUCUUAGGCUGGCUAUGCAUAGGAUUCUUGAUCAAAUGGGGAGAUACUUGUGACCCAAAUGGAUCCUCAGGCUUUUAUCCGGUUGUCUGUAGGCGCCCUUGGGCUAAGAAUUCCCGGAACAGCUAUAAAUUCUACAAAAUUGGGAAUCCGCACAUUCUCUUCUCCAUGCUCGUGUGAGAUUCGGCUCCGAGGUUUCCCUGUGCAAACAAGGGCAGUCCCUUUUUUAUCCUCACCUGAAGCGGCACCUGAUAUUCAGAGCCUUUCCUCGACCUUCUAUCUUGAAGAGUCGGAUCUGAAAGCAUUAUUGGCUCCAGGCUGUUUCUACACUCACCAAGCAUGUCUUGAGGUUAUUGUUUUCACGGGGAGGAAAGGGUCCCAUUGUGGUGUUGGUACCACAAGGCAGCAGAUCGGAACAUUUAAGCUGGAGGUAGGUCCUGAAUGGGGUGAAGGGAAGCCAGUAAUUCUCUUCAAUGGGUGGAUCGGUAUUGGCAAAAACAAGCAGGAGAGCGGAAAACCAGGAGCUGAGCUUCAUUUGAGAGUCAAACUCGAUCCUGAUCCACGAUAUGUUUUCCAGUUUGAAGAUGUGACUACAUCAAGUCCUCAGAUAGUUCAGCUUCAAGGCUCCAUCAAGCAGCCCAUCUUUAGUUGCAAGUUUGAUCGAGAAAGGGGCCCUCAGGUUGAUCCAUUGAGCAUGUAUCAAUCAAGUUCGGUUGAUGGUAGUGACCUGGAAACAGAACGAAGGGAGCGGAAGGGAUGGAAGGUGAAGAUACAUGAUCUCUCUGGCUCAGCUGUUGCAGCAGCUUUCAUAACAACUCCGUUUGUACCGUCAACAGGUUGUGAUUGGGUUGCCAAGUCCAACCCCGGAGCUUGGUUGAUUGUUCGCCCUGACAUGUGCAGGUCUGAGAGCUGGCAACCAUGGGGAAAGCUGGAGGCAUGGCGUGAACGUGGCAUCAGAGAUUCCAUUUGCUGUCGAUUUCACCUUCUCUCUGAAAGCCAGGAGAGUGGAGAUGUUCUCAUGUCAGAGAUCUUCAUGAAUGCUGAAAAGGGUGGGGAGUUUUUCAUAGACACUGACAGGCAGAUGCGAGCUGCAGCAACUCCGAUUCCAAGUCCGCAAAGUAGUGGAGACUUUUCAGGAUUGAGUCCUGCUGGUGGCUUUGUCAUGAGCUGUCGAGUUCAUGGGGAAGGGAAGCAUAGUAAACCCUUGGUUCAAUUGGCUAUGCGACACGUGACAUGCGUGGAGGAUGCCGCAAUCUUUAUGGCACUUGCAGCAGCAGUUGAUCUUAGUAUUGUGGCAUGCAGGCCAUUCCGUAGGAGGCUUAGAAUUAGGUCUCGACAUUCUUUAUGAAAGGAUGGCCUUCUGUAUUACUUUUUUUAAUAACUUCAACAUCAAGCAAAUUGUAAAUUAUCUCUUGUUUUUUUCUUUCCAAAAACUGUUAAAGGGUACUAUAAGGUAUCAGUACAGACUAGACUUCUCACAAAGAGAUGCAACAUACUGAUAAUUAUUCA
Mercurialis annua (annual mercury) is the source of this 2218-nucleotide messenger RNA. RefSeq lists its product as uncharacterized. The record is from RefSeq and is a predicted model, not a curated record. Lineage: Eukaryota; Viridiplantae; Streptophyta; Magnoliopsida; Malpighiales; Euphorbiaceae. The transcript has 3 exons. Bases 771 to 2057 code for a protein of 428 amino acids.